Molecule: messenger RNA, 916 nt
Organism: Neltuma alba
Lineage: Eukaryota; Viridiplantae; Streptophyta; Magnoliopsida; Fabales; Fabaceae
Product: superoxide dismutase [Cu-Zn]
Exons: 7
Coding region: 16-474 (152 amino acids)
Biological process (GO): superoxide metabolic process
Molecular function (GO): copper ion binding
Source: RefSeq, a predicted model, not a curated record
AUCACAUUAAAAAAAAUGGUGAAGGCUGUCGCAGUUCUUAAAAGCAAUGAGGGCGUCACUGGAACUAUCUACUUCGUUCAGGAAGGAGAUGGGCCAACAACUGUAACCGGAAACCUUGGAGGCCUGAAGCCUGGGCUCCAUGGCUUCCAUGUCCAUGCCCUUGGCGACACCACAAAUGGUUGCUUGUCAACUGGUCCACAUUUUAAUCCUGCUGGCAAGGAGCAUGGUGCACCUGAAGAUGAGAACCGUCAUGCUGGUGAUCUAGGAAAUGUUAAUGUUGGUGAUGAUGGAACUGUGAGCUUCAAUAUUACUGACAAUCAGAUUCCUCUCAGUGGACCAAACUCCAUCAUUGGACGGGCUGUUGUUGUUCAUGGGGAUCCUGAUGAUCUGGGGAAAGGGGGCCACGAACUUAGUAAAACAACUGGAAAUGCUGGUGGUCGAGUGGCUUGUGGUAUUAUUGGUUUGCAGGGAUGAAUCACCACACUCUCAAACCUCAGCGACAUCAAGUUGAGUAUAUGCGUGAUCACAUGGAGAAGCUUUAAACUCCUCGGAAUAAAUUGUAACCUCUCAUGGGUGUUAUCUGUGAUCCUGUGUGUUUGUUUUGUGACUCUCUGCUAUGUAGCACUCCAGUUCUUUAUGGCACUGACUAUUGACUGAAUUAUCUGGUGUAGUUCGUUAUUUUGUUUCUGUUUUAUCAUUGUGAUCUUGACAAAUCGAGCCACUUUUUGUGGUUGGUUUAGAUUAGAUUCUUUUUGGUUGAAUAUCUGGAUAAUACUGACCAUCAACACUGGUUGAGUAGUUAGAAUCAUAGGAGGUUAGUGGUGAAAGAUUAUGACCAUCCUUUUAGGAUUCAGCUGGCAUGCUGCUUUAGGUUUAUAGGAUAACUACAUUAUAAAAUUAGCACUUGCUUGGUGCG